UUUGUCAACGUGAGUGUUUUCGACCUUGCUUUAACCGGGAAAGGAAAAAUUUUCUACAAAAUAUUCAAUUUUAAUUUAAGGUAUUAGUGAAAAUUUCCAGCUUUUAAUUAAGUAAAUGAAUUGAGAUAAAUUUAAACUUAAAAUAAAACAGGAGAAAUAGACCAAAUUUAUGUUUACUGCAUGUGCUCUUUAUAUGCUUUGUGUGUGCAGUCAUUUGUAGUAGUGCCAAGUGAAAUAUCUGACAAUAUUUACAAAAAUACAUAAACAUAUUUAAUAUAAGAUAAUGGCACCAAAAAAAGGUGACGAAGUUGAACGGAAACCAUUAAUUGGUCGUAUUGGAACAAAUUUGCGAAUUGGUAUAGUUGGUGUACCAAAUGUUGGUAAAUCGACCUUUUUUAAUGUGCUAACCAAAUCUGCAGCACCAGCUGAAAAUUUUCCAUUUUGUACUAUUGAUCCCAAUGAAAAUAAGGUACCAGUGCCAGAUGAGAGAUUUGAUUUUCUUUGUGAAUAUCAUAAGCCGCUAAGCAAAGUUCCGGCAUUUUUAAAUGUUGUUGAUAUUGCCGGUUUAGUAAAAGGCGCCUCCGAGGGUCAAGGCCUUGGCAACGCAUUUCUCUCACACAUAAGUGCUUGCGAUGCAAUAUUCCAUUUAUGCCGUGCAUUUGAAGACAGUGAUGUUACUCAUGUCGAAGGUGAAGUUGAUCCAGUUAGAGAUUUAGAUAUCAUAACCGAAGAACUUCGAUUAAAAGAUGAGGAAAAAUUAAAACAAAACCUAGAAAAAUUAGAGAAAAUGUAUGUGAGAGGCGGUGACAAGAAAUUAAAGCCUGAAUAUGAUUCUAUGAUGAAAAUUAAACAAUUGAUAAUAGAUGAAAAGAAACCGCUAAGAUUUGCCGACUGGAAUGCCCAUGAUGUUGAAGUUUUAAAUAAGCAUUUGUUCUUAACUUCUAAACCAGUCAUUUAUUUAGUGAAUUUGUCAGAAAAAGAUUUUAUUCGUAAAAAGAACAAGUGGCUAGCAAAAAUUAAGGAAUGGGUUGAUAAUAAUGAUCCUGGUGCAACUAUUAUACCAUUCUCAGGUGCAUUUGAAGCUAAACUCUUAGAAAUGGACGAUGCUGAACGUAAAGCAUAUGAAGAAGAGCAUAAAUGUAAAAGUAAUUUGGAUAAAAUUAUUGUUCAAGGCUAUAAGGCUUUGCAAUUAGAGUACUUCUUUACGGCAGGACAUGAUGAAGUUAAGGCAUGGACAAUUCAAAAAGGAACUAAAGCACCGCAAGCUGCUGGUCGAAUUCAUACUGAUUUUGAAAAAGGUUUUAUUAUGGCUGAAGUAAUGCAUUAUAAAGACUUUAAAGAAGAAGGAUCUGAAGCAUCAUGUAAGUCAGCUGGAAAGUACAGGCAACAAGGUCGUAAUUAUGCAGUUGAGGAUGGUGAUAUUAUAUUCUUUAAAUUUAAUGCUGGUGCUGGUCUUAAAGAUGCUAAGAAAAAGUGAUACCCACAAUUUGCUGUUAUCAUUAUGGUUAUGCUUUAUAUAAAUAUGAUAAUGUACUGGCAUAUAUUUAUUUUGGAAUAAGAUGGUUAAAUUCUAUAUAAAAUAUUUUUUGUAUACAAGAAUUUAAUUAAGAAAUUUGAUUAAAAUACACAAUCAGCCAAUAAAGCAAAUUUUUUUUUAAUAAAAAUUUGGGUAUA
Messenger RNA from Condylostylus longicornis, 1674 nucleotides. RefSeq names its product obg-like ATPase 1. Lineage: Eukaryota; Metazoa; Arthropoda; Insecta; Diptera; Dolichopodidae. The record is from RefSeq and is a predicted model, not a curated record. The transcript is spliced from 9 exons. Gene Ontology annotation, molecular function: ATP binding; GTP binding; ATP hydrolysis activity. Gene Ontology annotation, cellular component: cytoplasm. Bases 284 to 1477 code for a protein of 397 amino acids.